CCAUCAAUCCGCCAUUACAACCAAAUUUUUGUUUUGUGUACAGGUGUUAGUAUGUGUUCGCUUCAGAAUCGUUCGAAAACGUGAAUAUAUUCGUAUUUGGACAACCUCUUUGUGCAUCGGCUCAAGCUGGACUAUCAGGGGGGCAUCAUGCUUCGCCAAGACGGCCUUGUUCAGAGAAAGAAUGUUAAUUCGAACCCGGAGAGCAAGGCUAAAGACGUGGAUGACACCAACCGACAAGAAAGCGAGGAUGAUGUCGACUCCAAAGAAACCCGUCUGACAUUGAUGGAAGAAGUUCUACUGUUAGGACUAAAAGAGAAAGAGGGCUACACAUCAUUCUGGAAUGACUGCAUCUCAUCGGGCCUACGAGGCUGCAUAUUGGUGGAGCUGGCAAUCCGAGGCCGCAUCGAGCUGGAGCGCGGCGGUGUCCGCAGGCGCUCGCUUCUCUUGCGCAAGGUUGUGGUUCGCUCAGAUGCUCCGACCGGAGACGUGCUUCUGGACGAAGCCCUGCGCCACAUCAGGGACACGCGACCUCCUGAGACCCUUCAAUCCUGGAUCGACUAUCUUAGCGGCGAAACAUGGAACCCGCUGAAGUUGCGCUACCAGCUACGCAACGUCCGCGAGCGGCUCGCCAAGAAUCUGGUCGAAAAGGGCGUCCUCACCACGGAGAAGCAGAACUUCCUCCUCUUCGACAUGACCACCCAUCCACUCGUGGACGCCACCUCCAAGUCCAAGCUGGUGCGGCGUGUCCAGGACGCCGUGCUGGGGCGCUGGGUCAACGACCCGCACCGCAUGGAUCGCCGAAUUCUAGCCCUGCUCGUCCUAGCCCACGCCUCGGAUGUCCUGGAAAACGCCUUUGCACCCCUCUCGGACGACGAUUACGAGCUGGCCAUGCGGCGCGUCCGCGAGCUCCUCGAUCUCGACAUGGAGAUGGAGGCCACCAAGCCCAACGCUAACGAAGUGCUCUGGGGAGUUUUUGCUGCCUUUGUGAAGUGACGGGAGAGACGGGAACGGAAGGACGGAGGGACUGGAGUUUCAGCUGGGUUCUGGACCACAGGAAAUGCAGAAUGUUUGGGUCGAGGAGCAACUGGUGGCACAAAUUGGCGUUUGCAUCGAAGCUUCUGUGGACGCAGUGUGAAGAGAGGACUGAAAAACUUUGGGCAUCCAUUUCGCUUUAUUCCUAUCCUGUACUACUGCUGUUGUCUUGCGACGGAAGUGUUUGUUUCUUACUUGAGCACCGCAGUGAUGCUGAAAAUAUUGAGGCAACAAUUUCCUUUUUUUUUUUUUUUUUCAGUUUGUACUCUUUUGAUAUGUGUAGUAAAUGUAGUCGGACAACCUAACUGAUCGGAACAAACUGCCUGUCUCAGCUGGCAUCGAUAGCAGAUUUCAAUUUAUCUAGUCUUGGAACAAAAUCUGUGGGCAACAUGUUCCUACAGCUGGGUUAAUGAUUAAUUUGGUGGUUUUGUCGGCUUUUCAUUUUUAUUGUGCACAGCUUCAAUUCAACAGCACAGGCCAUGGAAAGUGCACAACGACAAGCAAGCUCAAGAAAGUACUUCAGUAUUCCACAGAAAGCUUUGCUAGUUGUAGGCAUGCAUAUUCAAGUGCGAGACUGGUGCGCUUUGCAUCUUGUUAUUGAGCCUCGCUUGUAAAUAAAGUCUUGCCGUUUAUUUAUUUUUU
Messenger RNA from Ornithodoros turicata, 1674 nucleotides. RefSeq names its product Golgi phosphoprotein 3 homolog sauron-like (gene sau). Gene Ontology annotation, biological process: Golgi vesicle budding; retrograde vesicle-mediated transport, Golgi to endoplasmic reticulum; Golgi to plasma membrane protein transport. The transcript has 4 exons. NCBI's taxonomy places the organism in Eukaryota, Metazoa, Arthropoda, Arachnida, Ixodida, Argasidae. Bases 148 to 993 code for a protein of 281 amino acids. Gene Ontology annotation, molecular function: phosphatidylinositol-4-phosphate binding. The record is from RefSeq and is a predicted model, not a curated record. Gene Ontology annotation, cellular component: trans-Golgi network; Golgi cisterna; cytosol.